Myxocyprinus asiaticus (Chinese sucker) is the source of this 7682-nucleotide messenger RNA. RefSeq names its product bridge-like lipid transfer protein family member 3A (gene bltp3a). The transcript is spliced from 21 exons. Bases 87 to 4133 code for a protein of 1348 amino acids. Lineage: Eukaryota; Metazoa; Chordata; Actinopteri; Cypriniformes; Catostomidae. The record is from RefSeq and is a predicted model, not a curated record.
CAGCAGCGGAGUCAGUCGUGAUCGGUGUGUGUGUGCUUGUGCGCUCUUGAUUUCUGAGAUGCUGGAAAGAUAGCGAGACUGACGGGAUGGCAGGAAUAAUUAAAAAGCAGAUCCUGAAGCAUUUGUCCCGGUUCACAAAGAACCUGUCCCCAGAUAAGAUCAACCUGAGCACGCUGAAGGGAGAGGGCCAGCUGUCCAACCUGGAGCUGGAUGAGGAGGUCCUGCAGAACAUGCUGGAUCUGCCCACCUGGCUGGCUGUCACUCGCGUCUACUGCAACAAAGCUGCUAUAAGGAUUCAAUGGACAAAGCUGAAGACAAGCCCCAUAUGUUUGUUCCUGGACAAAGUGGAAGUUGAGAUGAGGACGUGUGAGGAACCCCGGCCCCCCAAUGGCCCCUCCCCGAUUGCCAUUACUGCAGGUCAAAGUGAGUAUGGCUUUGCUGAGAAGGUUGUGGAGGGAAUGUCCGUGAUCAUCAACUCCAUCACCAUUAAAGUGCAGGCACGGGCAUUCCACGCCUCCUUUGAGCUCUGGCAGCUCCAGGGCUGCAGCCUCAAUCCCAAAUGGCAGAAGAGUGACCUGCGCAACACCCGUAUUACCCAUCCCAAGAGAGGAGAGGUCCUCACAUUCAAGGAGAUCAACUGGCAGAGCCUGCGCAUUGAGGCAGAUGCAAUAGAGAGUGACGAGCAGGAUCUGGCCAGCACGCCACUGCGCCUCAUUACCAAUCAAGGACGCAUACGUAUUGCUCUCAAACGCAGGGUGAAGGACUGUAAUGUGUUGGCCUCUAAGCUGCUGUUUAUACUUGAUGACCUGCUGUGGGUGCUGACAGACUCUCAGCUCAAGGCCAUCAUACACUACGCCAAGUCUUUGAGUGAGGCCAUUGAGAAAUCAGCACAGCAGAGGAAGAGUAUGGCUGCUGAAAAACUACAGACUGCCCCUCCCUCUCCUGGGAUCCACUCUCUGUGGACUGAACCUCCUUCGCCUCAAUCCGUCAAGACCCCCAGCACACUGGCCCAGUGUUUUGACCUCCAUGAUGUCAAAGAAUCGUCCUAUCACACCUUUAUUUCUCGUCUUGACUUGCAUAUCUGCAACGACAGCUCUUCAGAUACCAAUGAAGCUCCGCCUCCAGGCACGCAGGGUGCUAUGCAGCUGACAUUACGAAAGCUGGGCUGUGACUACUACCCUUUCCACAGACCAGGUGACGGCUGUCGGCACUGGGAACGUCACUGCGGGGCGAUGGAGUCUCGUGCUCAGUGGGCGGCUAAACUGCUUCAGGAGUUCCAGAGGAGAGUGGAAGAUCUGGGCAUCCCUGGACCUCAUUCAGAAACACCUGCAUCUGCUAAAGACUCUCCAGCCAAACGGUUCAAGGUAGAGGGGGAACCUCUGUCCAGUGUCAGUCCCGAAUGGGCUCAGACCUCUCGGCUGAGUUCAGCAACCGCCCCGUCCACAGGAACCCCACUGAAGAGACUUCGCUCCAGCUGUAUGGUGAUCCGUGUGGACGAUCUGGACAUCCAUCAGGUGUCCACCGGGGGGCAUCACAGCAAGAGAACUCAGUCUUUCCUUUCCUGUAACCGCAAAUCCCUACAUCUCCCAGACAACACUCCUGCAAUCCACCUUCAGUUCACAGAGUACUACUUCCCUGAUAAUCCUGGACUUCCUGACCACUACUUUUUCCUCCCACUGUCUGUUCUCUCUCUAGUACCCUGCUCUAAUCUUUAUGCCCAGCUGAAUGGUCUACAGCUGUGUCUGGAUGCUCCAAGUGUACUGUGGAUGACUCUGUUCUCACGGGGUCUACACAGGACACUGGAUCAGGUCAAAGCCUUUUACCACCUCCAAGACAGCAGCAAGAGUGACGAACACAUCGAUAUUCGCAUGGAUGCAACACGACUGAAGUUGAUCAUUCCUCUGGAAUCCUCCAUUCUGGGCCACCCAGACCGCCCUCAGUCGCUGAGCAUCAGUCUUCCUCAAAUCGUCCUCAGCAACACUCGCCACUCUCCUCACGGUUCCUGCAUUGACCUAAACAGCACCUACAACAGCUUCUCUGGUUGUCCUUUCUUCCAGCCCAUUGAGUUCCAACCUUUCCCUCGUGACCAAAGCAUACUACAUCCCCUGCCAUCCGCAUUCCUUCAACACUCUCUGGAAAACGAACCCCCUCUCCGACCCUCUCGCUCUCAAGACAUCUGGUCUGUCAGUCUAUCCAGAGUAACUCUAGGCUUCGAGGGGGCUCGUCGAGGGCUCAGGGGGAAAGCCCUUCCCUUCGUGGAGCCAUUUGCCAUGUCUUUGUGGAUGUGCCAGCCUUCUGCCUUCAAAAAAGACUCCCAUUGUUUGAUUAUAGAAGGAGACUCAAAGUCCCCAACAUGUUCUAGCAAACACCCCUUUCCAGGUUCUCCGCAAGGUAUCAGUGACACCAUAUCUGAUCAAUUCGACCAUAGCAAUGGACUAGUCAACUCUCCCAUGGCUUCCAUCCAUAUCUUGGCCCAAUCUAUCACUCCAGUCAAAAUGUGGCUCAACCACUACCAGUUUGUUGCACUAUUGAGGAUGAAGGACUACCUCGCCAGACUAGCUGGAGAUUUGAGCAAGGAUGUCCAGGGUUUGGGGCAUUCAGAACAUAAACAGGAAGAUCCCCCUUCAGUGUGUGUUUCAGUCCUGAUGGAGGCAAUAGAGCUCGCUCUGUUGCUUCCUCCUGCAGUAUGUGAGCCCAAAGUUGAAGCACAAUCUCCAGAGGACACGGACACUCAAAGCCUGACAGACUCUGAUCUCUCGCCAACGCACCUCCCCGGUUUGCCUGGCUUGCUGGAGGACAGUGGGCUUGGGGGGAAUGGGUCGAUCUCUGUGGAUCAGGAGGAUGAUGCAGAGCAGGACGGAUUGGUGGAGGAGGCUUGUGAAGCUGUUGAGGAGGAAAUAGAUAGAACAACGGGGCAAGAAAAUGAAGCUCAGGCCAUUGCUUCUGCCCAGUCGCCACCUCUUUCUCCAGGGAACCCUGCGGGACUGUCCCGACAUGGCUCCACUUUCAGUCUUGAGGGGGAGCUGUCCAGUGCCCUGAAUGCCACCAAAGGUGUCACCAAAGAUGCACUCAGUGCCUCCCUGGAUCUCACCAAGGGGGCGCUGUCCAUUACGAAAGAUGCCUUCAGUCUUCUGAGCAGAGGAUCUGCCAUGACGAAGCUCUUCACUCCUCAAAACAAGGAGCAACGCUUGCGGCCAGAGGAGUCCAGUCCCUCCAUCAUGGGGAACCUGCGGCUUCAGUCCAUGAAACAGUCUCCAUCCCAAAAUUCCUGUGAUAGUGCCAUUCUAGAGGAGAGCUUGGCAGACGAUGGUUUAUCUAUUGACAGUGACAUCAGUGAAAACUUUGUCAUCCUCAUGGACUCUGAUGUGGAGUCUUUGCGUCCUAACGGUACAGCUGUUCACUCAAGCAGUUGUGUUAGUCCUGCACCAGGGACAGAAGGAGGGUCAUCAGCAGACCUCAGCAGCUCUCUGUCCCACAGCACAGAAGAUAUUGCUCAAGACAUGGUGUCUGUGUUAGUUUUGUGCCUGAGCCGGAUGGAGUGCCUGACAGAGAUGCGUGGUGAAGAUAUUGUGGUGGCGCUGGAAGCCAAGGAGCUUGUGUCUAAACAACUUGGCAACUAUAAAGUCACAGACCUGCUGGCAGGACUGACAUUAACACAAGGUGGCUCUGCCUCCUCCAGUGCUUCUAUUUCUCCUGGCCCUCAAGCUCUCUCUGACCCGCCCGCAGCAGCAGUCAGAUUGGAGAUGGGGCCACGUGCAGGCAGACACUCCCCUCUGUCUGAGAGUGUAGGGUUCAUAGAGAUUUGUUUGACAGGGUGCAGGGCUGAGCUCCUGGCUUCUACCUUAAGCACGCUGGGGCCCUUCCUGGAGGAUGAACUCAGCACAGACACGCAACCAAUGAGACUGUGGUUGUGGGACACUACCGUUACACUGAAGGAUGAUUGUCCUCGUGUCUACCCAACUGCUCCUCAGCCAGUUCCUGUACUCUUCUCUCUGGACGGCAUUGUGCUGGAGCGUUUAGAUGAUGGAAUCGUCAGCUUGAGACCUGCUCAAAGCCAAUCUGGGAUUGAGACAGAAGUGGACAGAGAGACAACUAGCCACUCCUGCUCUGGACCUCAAGAAAAGAACAAGUAAUUUUCCUGUAGUGGGAUUUGAUGUCGAAGUUGAGUGAGAUCAGGCAGGUGUCAGAAAUGGCCAGGGACACUUCAGCCCAGGGCCCAAAUGGGAUACCGUAUGGGCUGUAUAAGAAGUGCCCCAUGGUUCUUAGACUGUUAUGGAGAUUACUGAGAGUUGCCUGGAAGAAGCAGUGCGUACCUUUGGAAUGGCAAAGGGCAGUGGCCAUCUUUAUACCCAAGGUACAGGAAUCCACCAACAUUAGUCAGUUUAGGAGUAUUACUCUACUGAAUGUGGAGGGAAAUAUUUUAUUUUCGUUGGUAGCAAAGAGGAUGUCUGACUACCUCCUGAAGAAUGGAUUCAAGCUGCCAGAAGGCAGGCAUACCAGGUUUACCUGGGUGUGUGGAGUCGAGGUCUGCAUUUCCUCGGAACUGCCGCAGAACCCGUGGGACCCAAGUAGAUUUCUUGUGGAAUGGGAUUACAUUUCCGAUUUGAAGGCGGUAGUGGACAGUAUGUCCAUGAGUUGUGGAAGGGAGCGGGCAGCCAGAGAAAAGCCUAAAAAAAAAUCAGAUUUGGAUAUUUUUUUUAUUAUUAUUAGUUAAUAAAUGAAAAAAAAAAGUAAACAAACUGCUUUAUAAAAAUGUGCACACAGCAUGUACAUAAGAUGAUUCAGUAUUUAGAGCAGGCUAUGCAGGUAGUCAACUGGGUUUAGAAGAAUGGCAGGGCAAAGGAUGGACACACUGUCAUCAAAGGAUGUGAAACUCAGACUAGAAAAUGUUGAAUUUAGUGUGAAGAAAUCAACCUCAGGCAAGUCAGAUGGGUAUCAUGUCACAUGUCAUCCGAUAAUAGCAAUAACAGAAAAAUAAAACUUUGUGUACACUUGUCUAUUUGUAUGACUUUUGCGCAAUGUGGAAAACGUAUGCAGGAUUGCAGAUACUGGAGCAGUCGGGAAGAAAAUCAUUGCGGGGACAGUGCAGGUGAACAUAGAGUAAGAUUUAGCGGGAACGGGUGGGUGUAGGAUGGAGAAACUAGUCCAGCACAGACCUCUAGUGUGGAGCAUGCGUCAUUGAUAUGGGAGCAGAUCCCAUCUGGCAAGAGAGACAAGUAGGACCUCCAUGUAGUCUGGCUGGACCUGACAAAAUCCUAUGGAUCGGUUCCACACCAGCUCGUCAGAUAUGAACUGGAGUUUUGGAACUUGGUAGACAGUAACUAUGGGGACCUGCAAAUAUUUCACACAACACAGGAGUUGACAACUGGCUGGCAGCAACUGGAAAUAUCAAACCGGCAACCUUCUGAUUACCAGUUAUGUGCUUUAGCCCACUUCGCCACCACUCCAUUUAAGAUCAUCCUAAUGACAGAUGACCCAAGGAAUCCAUGCACAAUCUGGGGUGAGAUUGCCAGCGCUGCACAGCUAUAAGGAUAACGUCACUAUCAUCUUCAAAACUGUUGCAUGAACACACAGACUCUUGAAAGGGCUGCAAGAACUUUUGGAAUGGGCAAAAUCACAUAACUUUUCUACUUGUAAGGGAGUUUGGAAUGACCAGAUGUCGUUUGAGGUGGAUGGGGAAAGAAUCCUGGUGCUGGCAGAGAAGCCUAUUUGUAGUCUAGAAAGAGAAUAUGCAGCAGAUCUCCCAGAUAAAUAUAUUGCAGGGUUGGUUCUGAAGCAGCUGAAAGAGGGCCUGGGUGAAAUAGACCAUUGUCAUCUCCCAAACAAAUUCAAGGUCAGGUGUAACCAAUUUGUAACCAGUUACCAACAUUGUACAUUUGCCUGAUGUGGCCACUAAAAUUGUGAGCAAGGAUGCACACCAAGACCAACAGUUACGUCAAGAAGUGUCUGGGUUGAACGCAUUGUCUUUCAAAUGUGCAGUAGCAUUGUUUGGGAGAAAUGCCUUGGAACUGCAACUAAAGUCCUUCACCUUGGGCUACAAGCAGGAGAAGACCAGGCUAGUCCUAGAGCUAAGGGAUUCGACAGACCUUUCAGUGGGGGCUGGUCAAGCCCAGGUCCGAACAGGCCACAUUUGGAAAGCAGAAGAGGUUGUUAACAGGGUGGUUUCAAGGCUGCAGCAUCAAGAGAUUGUUGGAAUAACCCAGUCAGGAAGUGCAGGCCUUGGAUGUGUGAUGGCUCCCAAACUGUGGUGAGCAGCCUCAAGAAAGCAGAGGAAAGUGAUGGUAGUGAUAGAAGUAUCUAUAAUGGAAGAGGAAAUGGAUAUGAAUAGAUCAGUCAGUCAGCCAGCAGCAGCAAGUGUGCUGGAUGUAACGGUAGGAUACAUUUGAUAGAAUUUUAGGAUGGGCUGACUUGUGAAAGGUACCCCAGGCCAGGCUAAGUUUUCUAAUAAGAUCCACCUAUGACACCCUUCCAAGCCCUGGAAAUCUGUCACUGUGAUAAUCUGUCAUGCUCCCUCUGAGGAAGUUUAUUGAGUUUGUUAAAAAGGGAGGCGCCACACAAGGCACUGCACGGAUGGAAGCCAGAUUAAUCCUGGUGCCUGAGAGUGAUUGGAAAAUGGUGGUCGACCUUGGCCAGCAGCUGAAAUUCCCUUCUGAGGUCGCCUUUACUUUCUUGAGGCCAGAUGUAGUUUUAUUGUCAUGUCAGCUAGAAAAGUCAUAAUGAUUGAGCUUACUGUCCAAUGGGAAGAGGGACUGGAGGCAGCCUAUGAGAGGAAGAAGUUAAAAUAUGCUGAUCUGCAUGCCGAGUGCAGGGGAAAUGGAUGGAAGACUGCCACUUACCUUGUGGAGGUUGAGUGUAGAGGAUGUAUGAGAACAUCAGUGCAGUACCAAUUGAAAGAUAUUAACAUUGUUGUAGCAGCUUUGAAGAAGUAUCUGGAGAAAUUGCAGAGGAAGCUUAGAAAGGGAGCUCCUGGCUAUGGUUAAGUAGGAAGGACAAAUGUAGGUUGUGCAGAAAUUAGAAGAGUAUGAAUUGGGGACAUUUGUUGUGCAUGGUUAGGUAGUAUGUGGCAGAUGGGAAGGGGAAUGAUUUCCGAUGACCCACUCGGUCCUUAUCCAGAGUUUUCUGGAGGGGGAUUGAGUAGGGGAGCAUAACUAUGCCAAGAUGGGCGUUGGAGGGGUGGCUGACGCAGUCUCGCUGCUCGCCUCUCAUGUCGCGCUCCUACUUAAUCUGUUGGGAAAUAGGUUUGUGGAUAGGCAUUGGAGGGGUGGUAGGCAUAGUUUGGUAGCUUGUCUUUUCUAACAGAGAGGAAGCCUGGGACAUAGAGCAGGACUACUCAUGGGAGGGUUUAUUAAUCUCUAGCUUCAUGUUAUGACCUGUAAAGGAGGAAUGUCUUAACUGGAAGGCAGGAAUGAGAGGCGGUGGAAAGAAUCCAGUGUCAAGCUGCUGGGGGUUGAUGAGGAGACAUCCCUAAGUGUUGCCUCACCACCAGGAGAUGUUCCAGGAUUAAUGGGGCGAAACACCUUUGCUGAUGACCCUGUAGCUGGACGACUAAAGGCACUGGCAUAAGUGUGGCAGGCAGUAAUGCCCAGCAGAUUUAGACCGCUACCUGUGUACCUGAUGUAAACAUAAAAAAUAAAAAAAUUAAAAUAAAAACAAAUAAAAUAAAAAUUCAUUUGAGAAGCAGA